Planococcus citri (citrus mealybug) is the source of this 3583-nucleotide messenger RNA. RefSeq lists its product as uncharacterized. Lineage: Eukaryota; Metazoa; Arthropoda; Insecta; Hemiptera; Pseudococcidae. Gene Ontology annotation, molecular function: protein binding. The transcript has 3 exons. The record is from RefSeq and is a predicted model, not a curated record. The coding region runs from base 324 to 3434 and encodes 1036 amino acids.
GCGCAUUGCGCUAUAUAUCAGCUUAUAACCUUGAAACACAUGUCUCCUUUGUCCAACACCACUACUGGAGAAAUAAAGUAGAUCUAGAUUAUGAUGAAACACUCAUCCUGAUCCAUCGCAAUUCGCAAAUCUUCUUUGUUCACUCCGUCACUCGUUUGAUAACGUGAAAAAAAUUAUACAUAUACUUUUUACUUACUUAUGGUAGAAAGAACAAAUUUUGUUGUAGAUAUAAUAAAAUUAGUGUGAAGAAAAUCGUGUCCAAGUAUAGCCUUCUAGUCUUGGAAUUUUAUCGUUUUAUCACUGAUCCCUGAACUAAAGAGAACAUGAAUACAGGUCGCCCGAGACACAAGAUUUCAGCGGGCAGAGUCAGAUUCGUGGACCAAUGGAUGUCGUGUGCGCCAAAAAAUAAAGAAUCCCCUGACGUCUCGGUGAAAGUCGGCGCAGAAAUUUAUUCCUUGAAUCGCUUACGAUUAGCAUUAAUGUCCAACUAUUUCGAAAAAUUGUUCACCACCGAGUACAUGGAGAAAGAGAGUGAACUAAUAGAGAUACAGGCACUGGACAGUCUAACGUUUUCCGCUAUAAUCGAUCUAACUAACGGCGAAAAUCUCGAUUCACUUAUAGAUGCCGAUAGUUACGUUUCAUUGUUAUUGGCUAUGGAUUAUUUGCAAAUGGAAAUCGAUCUAAGGCCGUUCAAGAAGUUCAUAAAGACGUACACGAAGAAAGACUUGCCUUUCGAUCCUCAAAUGUUCGAACUAUGCCACGUUAUUUGCGCGAAUCGAGAUUAUACAUAUUUGGAACGCGACGUUCAUAUCUAUUUAUCCAGUUAUUUGAUGGAUUUCCCAACAUAUCAAGAAUUUCUUCUUUUACCGCCCGAACAUCUCAUAAACGUUAUUAAAAUUCAACAACGUACGUCCAAAUAUUCCUUUGUUUACGAGAAAACCGUAAUCAGUCAGAUAUGUGCUAAAUGGAUUUAUCAAGACGUUGAAAACCGACUCCAGUAUUUUAUACAGCUGGUGAAUGCCGCGAAUCGUAGACUAUUUCAAUCUUUUUUUAGAAUAAAUGCCUGUGAUGUUGGCGAUCGUUUGAAUAAUGUGGAAGAAGGCAGCAAAGAAGAAAAGAUGGGAAGAUAUUUCUAUCAAUUAUUGAAUGGAGAAAAUUUUUGUUGUGAUGACCCCGAACCCGAAAAUCCAAAAAUCUCAACUACAAAAGAAACUUGUUACACGGUUAAUCAGAUUGAAAAGAAUGAAAAAUGGUCCAAAUUUGUCGAAAACGCAUUUCUGUACGAUGUAACGAUUAAAGCUGAGGAAAAAACGUAUAAACUUCACCGAUCGAUGUUGAAAAGAUCUUCGAAAUAUUUCGCUGGCAUUUUUGCUGCCGAAAAGCGCGAAACAGGAUCGUCAAUAUGUGUGGACAAAGAUAAACCGCAUGUGAUCGAUAUGGAUGCAGCAACUUUCGAUGCGAUUGUCGAGUUCAUCUAUUUCGAUGAUGUUGUAUUGAAUAGGACUACGUGUAUUGGAUUAUUGAAAGCUGGAAAAGCGUUGAAAAUUGAAGAUUUAAUACUAACCUGUUGCUUAUGGAUGAAAUGCAAUGAAGAAAAAUUAUGUUUCGAAGACAUUCUUCGUAUAUUGGAUUUUAUCGAGCACGAUGAAGAUUAUACCCGUAGGUACGAGUAUCGUGAAAUUUAUAAGCUGUUAUUGUUACUGUUCGAUUGCGAUGCAAGCGAAAACCUGACGAAUGAUAUAAUUCGUCGCGUAUGGAACGUUGGUGAAAUUUUACAAUGGGGUGAAUUGACGAAUAAAUGCGUAGAAUGGAUCGUAAGAAACCUUCUCGGAUCAAAUAUCGAAGAUGUUCUCAAAACUUUGAACAAAGAACAAGGAGAAGACGUGUUGCGUAGAUUUCUCGAUAUGUAUACGGAUGCGUUAUUCUACAACCAUGUAUUUUACAUUUUACAAGUUACCGAACACUUCGAAUUCGAGAAACUUACGUAUCGUUGUUUAGAAUGGAUGAUGCAAAAUCGAAAAGCAAUGAGUCCGGAGAACGUUAUCAAAAUAUUGAAUUUUACCCUCGGAAAGGAGAAGUUCGAUCAUUAUUAUGGAUUUUUCUUAUGCGAGCACGUUAUCGCUACGUGGCCCAACGUGAACGAGUCGCUGUUCUGUACGAUUUCCAGCGCCAUGCUGGAGAAUAUGCUUGCAUCGCCGAAUCUCCUGUUCGAUGAUCCUCGCUGUAUUCUGGAUAUAUGCGCGAAAUGGAUCGUUUACGAUGUAGAAAAUAGGUAUCCCUUGAUGCCUAAAAUCGCUUUCGAUAUUAAUUGCAAUUGUAUGGCGAAUCGCGAUGAUUUUAAUAUCACGGAAAUUCCUCAAGAUUUGAACAACUGCUCGGAACAAUCGAUUAGAGAUAAAUUGUGGGAAAUACUGUCUGCGAAUCCGUUAAUGCCCCGUUAUUCCGAUCCGAGGUAUUCGGAAAAGCCGGUAUUUAUUUCAUCUUAUAAUUCGGAAAAUUCGCCCGAUGUUGAGGAAUUCAGGUGUGAUAUAUUUGACGUCGAUUUCAACAAGAUCGCUUCAUUGAAGCCUCUCCAGCUAUACAAUGAUUGUCUCCUGGAAAAUAGUUUACGCAUGAAGCAGAGUGACGCUCAUGUAUUAUCCGCAACCCAAAUCGAAGAUAACUUAUUCAUGAUUUUUAAAGUAUGCACAAAAUAUGUUUUCUUAGUUUACGUUUCAUCGUUUAAAAAAUUAUAUUCUCUGGCAAGUAUCCCUUGCAGAAAAAAUGAGUUUUACCAGCAGAAAACGAUACUGAAUUGCGAAAACCAAGUGUACGGGGUGUUUUUCGAGAAUACAAUGAUGAAGUAUUCCGUACAAAUGAAUCGCUGGGAAGUGAUUUCUGAUACCAAAGUUGGAACGAAGCGCAUUUCAAGAGGUUGUAUUCGUUAUACGAGUGAUGGUACGAAUCUGUUCAGAGUUUUCGAACCGUAUUAUCGGUAUCCUCCUUCAUCAAAAAAGUCUCUUCCAAAAUAUGUGAUAGAACUGUGGAAAGAUUCGUGGUUUUCGUUUGCAGACUUGACCAAUUUCCGUUCCGAAAAUCUUAUUCACGUAAGCAACAUCGAGAAUAGCAUCGCGGUGUUACUCCAGAGCGAGUUAUGGUUGUUCGAUAUUCAGUCGCUAUCAUGGCGCAACUUUUCAGUUCCUUCGGAAGUUUCCUUUUCUUCGUCGAUGUUGAAUUCCCCAUUCGUUACUAAUCAUGGUAAUAGUCUAUUGUAUGUGUUCAAUAACGAUGUGUACGAAUUACAGCAUAGAGAAGAAGAGUGGAAAAUGAAGAAAAAUUUGCCUUUCGAACCUUAUGUUAUUGGUAAUAUGAAGUUGAUUCAUCGCUCUGUAUCAACGAAACUUGCGCCUGAGUCGGCCAUGUCUCCAGUUUGUCGUAUGAUCGUAUCGUCUUGAGUUUACUCGAUCAUGUACCUAUAGUUUUAAGUGUGUGAAUUAUUUUUAUAUCGAUCUAAACUAAUGAAUCUACUUAUCGUGUUUUGAAAUCAGAUUGAUUUGUUACUAUUGAUGAAAUUUUGAAUUAUUACAUAAUUUACUUAAUCAUA